Messenger RNA from Aspergillus melleus, 852 nucleotides. It is a transcript of the gene ssb2, whose product is annotated as putative replication factor-a protein. NCBI's taxonomy places the organism in Eukaryota, Fungi, Ascomycota, Eurotiomycetes, Eurotiales, Aspergillaceae. The record is from RefSeq and is a predicted model, not a curated record. Gene Ontology annotation, cellular component: site of double-strand break; DNA replication factor A complex; nucleus. Gene Ontology annotation, biological process: DNA replication; double-strand break repair via homologous recombination; nucleotide-excision repair. The coding region runs from base 1 to 852 and encodes 283 amino acids. The transcript is spliced from 3 exons. Gene Ontology annotation, molecular function: DNA binding.
AUGGAUAACUACAACAGCUACGGCAACUCGCAAUACGGCUCCGGCGGAGGCGGUGGUGGCGGCUUCAUGCCCGGCGAGAUGAACAGCCCAGCAGGUGGAAAGGGCGACUUCAACAACAACACCCUCCGCCCCAUUACCGUCAAACAAGCCCUCGACGCCUCCCAACCCUACCCAGAAGCAAACUACCAAAUCGAUGGCGCCGACGUCUCCAGCCUCUGCUUCAUCGGCCAAGUCCGCAACAUCAGCUCGCAGAGCACAAACGUCACAUACAAGAUCGACGACGGCACCGGCGAGAUCGAAGCAAAGCAAUGGAUCGACUCCACGACAGCCGACACCAUGGACACGGACGACGGCGCCAAGGGCCCCGGGAAGUCCGGAAAGGACCAGGUCGAGUUGAACGGCUACGCGAAGAUCUUCGGCAAGUUGAAGGCGUUCGGGAAUAAGCGGUUCGUGGGCGCGCAUUCGGUCCGUCCCGUGACGGAUAUUAAUGAGUUGCAUUUCCAUCUGUUGGAGGCGGCUGCCGUGCAUUUGUUCUUCACGAGGGGCCCCCCUGGCGGUGCUGGUGGUAAUGCGGCUGGAGGCGCUGGCGCUGGAGAUGCCUCGAUGGGCGGCGUUGAUGAUUACGGCGCUGCUGGGAACCGGGCUUUGCCUGCGAUGACGCCCGCCGCGAAACGCGUGUAUAAUCUGCUGAAGACGGAGCCGCAGAAUAACGAGGGUUUGCAUGUCCAGAUGAUCGCGGCGAAGUUGGGUCUGCCGUUGCCCGAUGUGGCGCGGGCCGGAGACGAGCUGUUGACGGCGGGUAUGAUCUUUCCGACGGUGGAUGAGCAGACUUGGGCGCUGUUGGAUUACUAG